CAAGCAGGGCCGCGGGUGCCGCGUACUGUUCGGUUGGCCAGCUGGACUCGGGUCCUGCUACCAGGCGGUGGUCCCCAAGAUGAAGGGGACCUGGGGCAGGAAAGGAUGAGCUGAGACACAGGAUCUUGUUUGGCGCCUCUGUUUAGUUUGUCCUUACUGCCUUUGUGAAGGAUAGUUCUCAACUGUGAUCCAAAGUCGCUGAGGACCAGGAGCCAAAAUGUCAUCCCAAUUUUUGAAGACAGCAAUGAGUUCUGGAGACAGAAUAAAUGAUGACGCAAUCAAACAGGAACGACCCUACAAGAUCUUUUUCAAAGAUCUCUUCCUUUUCAAGGAAAAUGAAAUGGCUGCAAAGAAAAAGGAAAGACUCAUGAGCCGCAACAUGAAAAUCUACCAAAAGACGACAUUUUCAUCUCGCAUGAAGAGUCGCUCACACCUCGGCCAGCUGGCUUUUUUUGCUGAAGCAGGCGGCGGCUCCUACGAAAGUUUGGGGCUAGACCCCACUCUUAUUCUCAGGCUGACAGAAGGAGCAGACAGAAAGAGGACUUUGCAAGAGUUUAUUCAUGACCAGAGAGACAGAUUUCUACUUGAGUAUGCAGUGUCAACCAAGAAAAGCACAAUUCAAAAGUUUGAAAAACUCAUUGCCAUGAAAGAAAAUCAACUCAGGAAAGCCGAGAUAAAGCUCCAAGCUGAUGCGUUAUCCUUUGAAGAGUUCCUUCGGGAAAAUGACCAGAGAUCGGUGGAUGCCCUUAAAAUGGCAGCACAGGAAACAUUAAACAAACUCCAAAUGACCACGGAGCUCAAGAAAGCAAGCAUGGAGGUGCAGUCAAUAAAGAGUGAGAUAGCCAAAACCGAGUUCCUCCUCAAGGAGUACAUGAAAUAUGGGUUUUUCCUGCUGAAGUUGUCUCCGAAACAUUGGCAAGUGCAGCAAUCGCAAAAACGAGCCCAGGCAUCAACGAGUAACCCCAUUCUCCCAAGAAUCAUAGAAAAAUUUUCAUUAGGUUCAGGUAAAAGAGAGAGCAGCGCCGAGUCAGACAGGGUAUCCUUAUCUGAAGAGCGUGGUACAAGGAAACCGAGCCAAGGACGGGGACAGAGGAAAUCUGCUUUCAACACAGAGUCUAGGAAGGCCUCCGGGUUCAUUCGGCCUGAAAGCAUGACCUCAGACGACAGUCUGGAGUUCUUCAUAGAGGAUGAGCUGCUGGAGUUCGAUCUGAUGCCGGAGAUUUACUUCAAGGAGCCAGAAGAGUUGCUCCAGGUCCUCACAGAGCUGGAGGAACAGAAUCUCACCUUGGUCCAGUAUUCCCAAGAUGUAGAUGAGAAUCUCGAAGAUGUCAACAAAAGAGAAAAGUUUAUCCAGGAUAAGAUAAAGGACAACAUUGAGUUCCUGCUGGAGCACAAGCAGAUCCUUAAGGCCAACUGUGAACGAGAGGAGGAAAAGGCUGCGGAAUUGGAGCUGAGGUCCAGGCUCUUCAGUUUCGGAGAAUUCAAUUCAGAUGCUCAGGAAAAGCUGAUAGACUCACUUAGUAAAAAGAUCAAUGAAGUAUACAGAGUCUGCAUCGGAGAUGCUGAGGUUGGCAGCCUGAAUGCAGUUCAAAAACUGGUCAAAGUAGAGUCUCGCCUGGUGGAACUCAGUGACCUCAUUGAAUCUAUUCCCAAAGAAAAUGUGGAAGCAAUUGAAAGGAUCAAACAGAAGGAGCGGCGGCAAAAGCUGCGUGAAGAGAAGAUGAAAGAGAAGCAAAGACACCAGGAGGAGCGGCUAAAAGCUGCCCUGGAAAGAGCAGUGGCACAGCCCAAGAAGAAGCUGGGAAGACGACUGAUCUACCGUUCAAAACCUCCAUCUGCUACCAAGCACGAGCUACUUUUAGUCAGUGAUACAAGAACAAAAUCACAGGAGGAAGAGUAUUUUUUUAGUUGAACAGGAGCAUGAAGACAUUUAAUUAGCAAAUGUUUUAUGUGAAUGUUGGCAUUCAAUGAUGUAAUACGUUCUAACAAAUUCCAGGAAGGCAGACCUUUACCCUGAGGCUUAUAGGAGUAGGAAUGGCAAUUGUUUCUUCUGUUAAAACUAUUACUCAUUGGUAUUAUUCCAUGAGCUAAGCAAUACUGCAUUUUAAGUUGUCACAUCCAAAGUCAAUAUACUAACAUAAUUACAUGAAUCGUAUUUUCUAAAGCAAUAAGGAAGUUCAUGGCUACAAGUAUACAUUUUAACAAUGUGUACUGUUCUUAGAAUAACUGGACAGGUUUAUACAGACUAUGGUCUUGAAUGAUGAAACUGGUUAUUUCACAGUAAGUUCUCAAAUACUUAUAAAAAACUUAUUAGUGAAAAAACCACACACCUUUAGCCUAAAUGUCAGUUUGUAUUAUGCACUGUCUCCAUAAUUAUUUCAGUUUUCAUGUUUUGCCUUAGGUGCAAUAUGUACAUUAUUUAAUCUUUAUUGAUAUAGAAAUAAUUAAUACUAUAUAUAUGUAAGUACUAAGAAAGUAUUUAACUUUAUGCAUGUUACAAGUGGUUUGAAAACCUUAAACACAGCUGCUUUAAGUCUCAGUACAAUUACAAUGGCUGAAACUCACCUUCAGAAAAAUUCUAAAGUAUAAACUUAUUUAUCUUUUGUACAAAAAAACCAGCAGUGGGCUUAUAAAAAUGAAACUGGGUGGCUUCUAAAGCAUUAGUUCUACGAAUUAUCCGUCAAUUAUUUCACCAUUUGCGCUCUGCAUAUGAAUCUGCAUAUAAAUAGUUCACAAGUCAAGUUGAAAAAAACCCAAAUCUUUAUUGUAUAGAAAUACAUAUAUAUAAAAAAAAACCCAAAACCCCAAAGAUGCUAUUCUCUCAUUUCCCCAUCUUCUUCCUCUUCUUCCACACCUCUGAUAUAAAGGACAUUAUUACACCUGUAACAGAAAAAUGGUCCGUUUUGAUGUUUCACUCAAACCAGACAUGAUCGUUUAGACUAGAUACUAAACUUACAGCUUGCCAUCCUCCUGUUGGUGCUAUACAGAUGUGUUUAAAAGCACACAGCACGUGUUUUUAUCAUCGUCAUCACAAUUACACCUCUACAACUUAUCAGAAUAUAGGUGGUUACUCAUUAAACACAACAGAAAUCCUUAGCAGCUAGACUCAACUAAAAUUCAAAUCCAAAGUCUGUAACCCAGGACACUGAAACAGGUUAUGGCUAAGGACCAGGAAAUGUAAUCAACAGUAGGAAAACCUGGAGGAUGGAUGAAUUAAUCUCCCAACAAAUUCGGUAAUUUUGAAGGCUUCUAAAGUCUAGAUGUAGAGUACUGUUAAGUCCUUUGCUUUUUUUCUUUAAAGUAAUCCCCCAACUAAAGGACUAAGCAGAUCACCAGUAACUCCUCACACACAAAUGCACUUAUUACCUUAUUAGAACUUCACCCAGAUGUCCAGACAAUGCACCAUCUAUGUAUUCUUCUGUAUUUGCAAGCUUUAGAUAAAGAGAAAGAUGUUAGUAUACCUACUCCCGGUGAGAGCACAUUAACUGAGACCACUCUACAACAACUCAGACUGUAUCUGUAAUUAGUAUGUAGAAGAUUAGCUUUCUAUUACUCUUGUGUAUCUGGAUCUUCUGUAUUCAUUAAGACAUGCAUGGUACAAAACUAAUGUAUAAUAAAGCUUGUUCCAAAGCCGUUAAA
Mesocricetus auratus (golden hamster) is the source of this 3639-nucleotide messenger RNA. It is a transcript of the gene Ccdc38, whose product is annotated as coiled-coil domain containing 38. Gene Ontology annotation, cellular component: centrosome. The record is from RefSeq and is a predicted model, not a curated record. The transcript is spliced from 16 exons. The coding region runs from base 218 to 1912 and encodes 564 amino acids. Lineage: Eukaryota; Metazoa; Chordata; Mammalia; Rodentia; Cricetidae.